CCUAUCGGUCUAUUUAGACUCCACCAGAAUUUUGUUUCUUUAAACUCAUCUUAUUGUUAGCUAUCAUAAGAUUUACUAACUACAUUCCUGCCUAGUAAAAAAGAUCCAUGGAUACUAAGGGGUACGGUAAAUGGUACCCGGUUUUGGUUAUGAUUGGUGUCCAGUUCGCCUUUGCAACUAUUAAUGUACUUCUCAAAAAGGUCAUCGAUGAUGGACUCGACCAUCUGGUCUUCAUCACUUAUCGCCUUGUUGUUGCUACCUUCUUUUUGGUCCCUGUCGCCUUCUUUUUCGAAAGGAAGAGAGAAACAAAGCUAACAUUUAGCAUACUAUGCCACCUUUUCUUGAAUGCGAUUCUCGGGGCGUCACUCACACAAUACUUGUUCCUUUUGGGUAUACAAUACACAUCCGCCACUUUCUCAUGCGCUUUUCUCAACAUGGUGCCUGUAAUCACAUUUAUCAUAUCGUUACCCUUCGGGUUGGAAAGUGUGAACAUAAAGUCAAAUGGUGGGAGAGCCAAAGUGAUAGGGACGUUAAUUUGUGUAGGAGGUGCCACUCUACUAACCCUUUACAAAGGAACCCCUUUGUUUAACGCCCACUCGCACUCACCCACAACAACCGAAUCGAUCCAAGCGCAAGCUAUCAGCAAGCUGGGCUCAGUUUUUGCAACAAAGAAAGCAAGAUGGACUUCUGGUUCAUUGGCAUUGGUUGCAGGCACAAUCUUGUGGUCUUCAUGGUUUAUCGUCCAAUCAAACAUUGGCAAAAGAUACCCGUUGCAGUACUCUAGUACCGCCAUCAUGAUGUUCUUCGGUGGCAUACAAUCUUUCGCAUUAAGCUUGUCCAUCGACAGAGAUCUUUCUAAAUGGAUUCUUAAAGAUAAAUUGGAAAUCUUUAGCGUCCUUUACGCUGGGAUUGUGGGAUCAGGGUUUUGCUUCGUUGCAAUGUCAUGGUGUGUGAAGAAAAGGGGUCCAGUUUUCAGUGCAGCAUUCAGUCCAAUUGUUCAGAUAAUAGCAGCUGUAUUCGACAUUCCAUUUCUACAUGAACCGUUGCAUCUCGGAAGUUUGGUGGGAUCGGCUAUUGUGGUGGUGGGAUUGUACAUUCUGUUGUGGGGUAAGAACAAAGAAUUGCAAAAUGUUGGUGUUGAAAAAGGAGAUCUGGAAAAUGAAAAGGCAAAGGUGCAAGAUCUUGAGUCUCAUCCCACUGCGGUAAUUUGAGAUUCCAAGGAUCCAUAAACACUAGGUUACGCAUAUGGAUUGUGUUUGUGUUGUAAUUUGUUUAAUAAUAGUGUCGAUAAGACGAAUAAGAUCAUAUAUAUUACCAUUUUCCAAUAAA
Helianthus annuus (common sunflower) is the source of this 1329-nucleotide messenger RNA. Its product is annotated as WAT1-related protein At3g30340. The transcript is spliced from 6 exons. The record is from RefSeq and is a predicted model, not a curated record. The coding region runs from base 108 to 1211 and encodes 367 amino acids. Gene Ontology annotation, molecular function: transmembrane transporter activity. Gene Ontology annotation, cellular component: plasma membrane. NCBI's taxonomy places the organism in Eukaryota, Viridiplantae, Streptophyta, Magnoliopsida, Asterales, Asteraceae.